GUGACUUGGUUGAUUCUUUUACAACGUGAAAUCUAAAUCUAAAUGCCAGCUACUAUUCAGAUCCCAAAAGAUGUGUUUGUCAGGCUUAAGCCUGCAAUCGAUGGAACUUCCAUUCAGGGCAUCUUAUUCGGUCAACGUGAAGAAUGUCUAGAUCGUGGAUUAGUUAUACACGUGAAGGGAUUUUAUCCUUAUAAAGCCAAUUUGCAAGAUCUUGAUUGUACGGUUGCAAAGUUAAUGAACUGGAAGGGUCAAACAGUACUUGGCUGGUUUGCAGCUCCUGGAUCAGACAUAACAUCACGUUUUGAAACAGCACGUAUAGCUUCGGCAUAUUUCCGCACUAUACAGACAUCAAUGCUGAAAGUAAUUGUCUGUAAUUUUCUCGGUCAGCAUACAGAAGAGAGUGAGGGAGAAGAAAUCGUUCAAAUGAUUGUUCGAGAAGCAUGCGCCUUAUUUCAAGACCUUAUAGGAUUUGUUGUUCAAAGAUUAUCUAAAAUACCGAAUACAAUGACUUCUACUACAAUUAUGGACACGGAUUCGACGACGAGUCAAGCAUUUUUCUCGGCACCAACAUUUAAUGAAGUAUUGAGCCAAUUUCAGAGCUUAAAUCAAGAAACGAAGAGUGAUAUUACGGAAAUGAACAUUAUGCAAGGAUUAAUAAAUGGAAUACCAUCCAUUAAUGGUUUGGGACAUAAUGGUGUUUCAAUAAAUAAUAAUUUUAGGAUAAUGGAUGAUAUGGAAGAUGAAGACGAUGAUCUAGGAGAACUUUUCUCACCAUGGGGAAAUGGUCAAGAACUGGCGAAUAAGAAAUUAAGAACUAGGAGAGCUAGUACCACGGAUAUUGCCGAUGGUCCAUUGAGAAGAAACUUUGCAAAUAUCCCAGAAUUUUUAGAUGAUAUCCCUAAAAAAAGAAAAGGAUUUGAUAUGGAUAAUAGUAAUAGAAACACGGUAAAAAAGGCAAAAACUCCCGUCAGUACUGUUACAAACGUGAUUCCAGCGCCAUUCAAAGUAAUUCCCGGUCAAGCUUCAGAGUAUUUUCAACAAGUUCACAGCGAAGACAAUAUACAUUAUUCUUCUGAUUUUGACGAGUCUUUAAUGACUCCUUACACCGCCUCAUUCUUUGCUCCAAUCAAUUUUGGACAACCAUCUUCGUCUCCUAUAACUACUUUUGCCCAACACCGAAUAACGUCCGCUUAUGACGCGAUAUCUCAUCAUAUUAAUUCACAUACUCGAGAAAAAAUUUCUCGGUAUGAAAAAUCAUGCCAUGAGUACGAGUUGUUGUUGGAAAUACUUGAAGCGUUAGACGGUGUUGGUGAUGAAGUGGCUCUUGCAAAAAAAUUGGAAAAAUGGACAGAAGAUGCUGAGGAGGAUGAAGAAGAAUUUGAAGAGGUAUUAAUAACUGAUACUCGCGCUGCAAGUGAACCUAGAUCAGAGGAAGUAGAUAUAGAGAGUUCUGAUAGUGAACCUCAAGAAUCCAAUAGUGAUAAUGAUCGAGAAAAUGAAAAUCCUGCCGACAUGUUACCAAAGAUAAAAGUGACUUCAAUCAAAUGUUGCGUAAAUAAUGAAAACAAAAGCGAAGAUGGAGAAAUGGACGAUGGAACUCCAUUAAAUAACAAUAAUAAUGGAAUUGUUAACGGCGAGGUAAGUUCGUCUUCUUCUAUGGAGGAGGGCGAAAUUGAGGAUGAAGAAGAAUCUGGCAUUACAUGGCAAUUCCAGAAUUGUAGUGAAAAUAAAAAAAGUGAUGAUUUAUCAUCAUCUCUUUUUCGUAACAAAAAUCUCAAAUCUGAAUCUUUUAAUUUGGAAAUUGGUAAUGCAGGGGACAAUAGUCCUGGAUGGGCGUGGGAUAACUAAGAAAUUGAG
Molecule: messenger RNA, 1857 nt
Organism: Rhizophagus irregularis DAOM 181602=DAOM 197198
Lineage: Eukaryota; Fungi; Glomeromycota; Glomeromycetes; Glomerales; Glomeraceae
Source: RefSeq, a predicted model, not a curated record